UUUUGAUCAAUAACAAGUAUUGUUCUACUGAAAAUCGUAUUAGUUUGUGUAAUACAAAAAAUUAGAAAUAAAAAUUUAAAGAAUGGCAUUCCUAGCAGAAGAUGUUGGAACUGCUCACCUUAAACUAGAUCCGCCGCUAUUUGUACCCUGUGAUUUGGAAAAAUUUCGUGAGCCGGGAAAGAAACGAGCACAUAACAAAGCCUGCGAAGAGGUGGACAAACUGAGUGCUGAAGAUGAAAUCAGUGUGUCGAGUAUUAUAUCGGCACUUUUACGACCCAUUGAAUCUUCUGAUGAUCAGUAUCGUGUUUGCGAUUGGGAAAUCGAUCCCAAGGAGUUUAUGCCUGUCAAACAGGCAAUUAUAUUCAAGGAAUCCCUGUUCAUAUCCAAAUUGAGGAAUACCAAUUGCAAACUGAGCGAAAAUGUAAAAGUAUUUUUCGAAAGAGAAUUAGAAACAAUUGGCAAAUUCUGUCUAAAUGUGGAGGAAGCCUAUGAUGGCUAUGUGGUCUAUAGCAGCAGUAAGAUGAAGAAGGGAAAGGGUAUUAUUGAGUGUGGACACCAAUUAAAGGGUAAAUAUGAUGAUAAAUUCCUAUUGAUUUGCGAGAAGCGUACGGAAUUCGAUCGCAUCGAUCAUGCUAAGAUCGAGAAAACAUUGGAGCUGCGAAAUCAUGCCGAUCUUCUGUUAACGGCAAUUCGCGAAACCAAAAUUAAUGAGGAAACGCAGAAAUUUAAGGCCACCAUCGAUAUCAAGGAUCGGGAUCAUAUAUUCGUGCUCGAUGGCGGCAUCAUGCUGCUUAUGCGCCAUUUGAUAUGCAACAGUUUCGUCGGAAACUUUGAAUACUACACCAUGAACCUCUAUGGCAGAGUACUGCGAUGUAACCUGUUGGUCCACAAGGAGCGCAAGGUUGUGCGCAUUUUCUAUCGCACCUACAAAAACACAGUGCACAUUGUGACCCAACAGUGCUUCAAUGAUGAGCUCCAGGAUGUGGCCGAAACGUAUAUGACUCCUGAGGGCCGAAUUGUUCUACACUUUUGGCGGGGUUAUAAUUAUAUUCUGCAUGCUGCCUGUGCUCCACCAAAGCGACAAGAAACUAUUGUACCCAAACUUGAGUUAAUGUGGCGACAGGAUAAUGUUUUAAGCAGAAAAUUUAAAGAAACGAAAGCCUUGAACUAUGAUAAUGCCACUAGCUACUUAAGCGCUCAUCCGGAACUGGCCGAUUAUAUGCAGGAUUAUGUUUUAAAUUUACUGCGCUACAAGCCAAACAAUGUACUCGAGUUCUCCAUCAUGUUCUUUCAGAAUAUGGCUCCCAAAGGUAAAAAGGAAUAAGACAAAUUUGUAUGUAGAUAAAGUGAAGUUAAAUUAAAGUCAAUGUAGUUCAA
Molecule: messenger RNA, 1377 nt
Organism: Drosophila willistoni
Lineage: Eukaryota; Metazoa; Arthropoda; Insecta; Diptera; Drosophilidae
Product: ciliogenesis-associated TTC17-interacting protein
Exons: 2
Coding region: 83-1324 (413 amino acids)
Source: RefSeq, a predicted model, not a curated record